AUGGAGAGGUCCAAGGAUCAAGUUGGUGAGACGUCUGGACUCAGCUCCGAGAGUACUCGCAAGUCGCAAAUUGCCGCGCUGGUGGAGGCUCACAAAAAGCUGGUCGAUGAGGCUCCAAUCGAAACAGAUUAUGAGCUCCUAGAGGGGACGGCCAUGAUGCUCAAAGCGAUUCAGACCAGAUUUAUAGCUAAAGUUGUCCCCAAUAGCUCUGACAACCAGCAAGCCCCUCCUAAGACAGACAUCGGCACUGCUUUUCAAGAACUCGCGGCGAAGUUCGGCCAGUUGCAAAACAUGGUCAGGUCCAGUGCCACUGUUCUGGGAAUGAAAGGGGAUCUUCUCAUUUUUGCGGCGAAGAUGCUUCGGGGGGCCGCCACGACGCUCGGAGAAAUGCAGGACCAGAUGGCCUCGAGUGCCGAGGUUACGUCAAGCACGAGGGAAAUUCCCAGUUCCGCGGCUGGGACUGUCGCGGCCCAACGCGAAGCCAACGCAGCCACUGCUCUGAUGGUGCUGCAGUAUCUUUGCGAAAACUCCCUCGUGCCUACCGAAGAGGUCCUCAAAAUUGCCGAAGACCAAUCUGAAACCAGCACAGACCCUCCUCCGAGGAGGUUACAGCGUAUUGAUGAAGACCCCCUCGAGGAUGCCGAAGCCCAACCCGGAAGUACCUCAAUCAAUCCCCCGACGGAGUUGCAGCAUGCUGACGACAACGCCCCAGAAGCUACUGAGCCCCAACUGGGAAUGGCAGCGGAAAAUAGGUCGGGCAAGCUCGCGCUGUCAAAAAAAGACAAGCAAAGAGAGAAGAAUAAGCACAAAAAAGAGAGGAGGAAAGCAAGGAAGGCCGAAGAGGAGAUUCCCCCUGCUAUGGAUAUCACCGCCACGAAGACCACGGCCACAGAGAUCACCGCCAGCUCAUUGGCUCUGUUGCCCAGAAGCAGUAACCCCAACUAUGAGGCCGAGGUCCGGGGCCGCCCGGAUGACUUAAACUCCUGGGUGGCGGCGGACCUUGCGCGAUGCAAACAUUUGGGUGAUCUGAGCAAGCUGUGUAUUGUGUGCAACAAGAAGGCAGAGAAAUACUGUCCUCGCUGCAACAAGUCUGCUUCGUACUGCUCAAGGGAGUGCCAAGUUCUCGACUUCCCCAUCCACACGAAGGUCUGCUCUGACUUCGGUGGCCCUGUGGCUGACGACAAAAGACCGAGUCCCCAGCAUCACCGUGUGCUCUUUUUCCCGGCCUUCAGAACCAAGCCCGAGAUCUGCUGGGCGGCUUACCGCGGGAUAUCUCAGGACCAGGGGUGGAUCGAGAUUGAGCACGAGGAUAUCACGCAGUUUUACAACCUGAUUGGAGCCCAAAUUCCAGAGAGGGGCGAUGGCCAAAAGUUUGCCGAGUACGCACAGGUCCUCGAGGGACGGCCUAUCGGGCACUUGUUUGUGGCGACGACCUUCGUUGCCUCCAAGAGCGCAGACGACAUCAAGGACCCCAGAGUCCUGAACCAAAGUAUCAACGCGCUGACCAAGCCUGGCUAUUUGCGCCCCUGGUUUGGUCCUGUAAUGAUUACCGCCGACGACAACUCUUGCUUCCCGGGUACACCGGCCCAUCUCCUGGUCAAGGACAUCACCCCGCGCGAUUUCCACAGCAUUACCCGAUUCCUCGAGCGUUGCGAUGGCUUUUGCAUUACCAAUCCCAAGCUCUACUUUGGCAAGACCAUCAGUGGAUUAUUGAUCCACAAUCCAUCCGACGGAACCACCAACGUGAUGGGCGUGGGGAACGACUUCCACCAGGCCGUCGUCCCUCUUGCGCCCUUGGAUUAUCCUGAUAUCCCUGUUGCAUUAGCCUUUUACCUGGGCCUCAGCUGGUACAUCCGGCCGUGUUUACAGACGAGGGACGGGCUUGAUAAAUCGGGGGAGUGGAACAGUGGGAAGUUACGUUAUGUGAGCUACGUCUUCGGUCAGAGGAAAGAAGGCGCUCACGAAGGCGGUGACCAAUCCAACACGAACCCCCUCCGACCCGAACCUGCCUUGGGUCGCGUGGGCUUUCCUCCGACCGUCAUUCUCCUCCACGGGUCUGGCAACCCGGUCGAGCCGAUGCACCUGUCCGCUUUCAACGACUUCUUUGAUUCGGUUUUCAAGGGGAAAAAUGAAGCCUCGAGAGACAGCUUUUACAAGUUUUGGGCCCAGUACAAGCGAGCCCAGGGCUCUCGGUUCGCGAGCGUGCCGUCGCCUUACAAGUGGGAGACAGAUACGGUUGAUAGACUGGGCGUCGACAACCCGGACCUCCUCAGGAACUUUGUCAGGAAUAGGAUUGGGGAUAUCUGGCCUCGAAUUGAAGCGGAUCAGGGGUUUUCGAAGUUGCCAGGUGUUUAG
Molecule: messenger RNA, 2355 nt
Organism: Chaetomium globosum CBS 148.51
Lineage: Eukaryota; Fungi; Ascomycota; Sordariomycetes; Sordariales; Chaetomiaceae
Exons: 4
Coding region: 1-2355 (784 amino acids)
Source: RefSeq, a predicted model, not a curated record